AUGUCACCCCCAAGCACCCUCCCCAUUAUAGCCGUCGUCGGCGCCACAGGCAACCAAGGCAGCGGCGUCAUCCAAGCCCUUCUGAACUCCAACACACCAGACGGAGGUCUCUGGCACGUCCGAGGCAUCACGCGCGACCCAAAUUCCAGCAGAGCGAAGCAAUUCCUCACCGACCACCAGACUCCCGACAACCGCCUCUCUCUCGUCCCAGGAGACACAUACGACCAGUCCUCUCUCCGAACCGCAUUCGCAGGGGCGCACGGCGUCUUCGCCAUGACGUCCGAGAGGAAUGCCGGACGGAUCCUAGAAAAGGAAGAAGAGAUGAAGCAUGAGGUUGACGCAGGGACGAACAUGGUCCUUGCUGCGGAGGAGUGCGGCGUCAAGCACUUUGUCUUCAGCAGCUUGCCGGAUAUGGUGAGCGUGACGGGGGGCCGAUAUGUCAAGAUCUAUCAUAUGGAUAAUAAGCACGAGGUUGAGAAGAUUGCGAGGGGGAGGCUCGGUGCGGCGGUGACUUGUCUUAUUCCUGGUUUGUUUCUCGCGAUCUUGCAUGGUGUCUUGUGUAGCUGGAUGUGGUUUACUGACGGCGAGGCCUGUGUAGGGUUCUUUUAUACGAACUUGGUUUGGCCUCAAUAUACCGACCGUCGAUCGGACGGGGUGGUACGAUUCCGUAUCCCCAUCCCAAGUAACCAGGUGGCACAGUGGACCGAUCCAAUCCACGACAUGGGCGCUUUCGCGGCAAAGGUAUUCUCUCUCGGCUCAAAAACCAGCGGCAAGACAUACCUCGCGCUAAGCCAGCGAGUCACACCCGAAGAAAUGGUCGCGACAUUCACAAAAGUCACCGGGCAGCCCGCGAUCCACGAGCCGAUAACCGCAGAGGAGUUCGGAGAGUUGACUGUGCCCUUGGUUGGGCCGGCGUUUAAAGAGGAUGCUACCGAGAUGAUGGAAUGGGCUGCUGUGGCGCCGGCGGAUAAGGUCUGUUAUGGGGCCUUCGAUGAGGAUAUGGACCGCUCGUUUGAGGAGCUGGGGGUGAAGGCCUCUUCUUUUGAGGAGUGGCUUUGUCGGAGUGGGUGGACUGGUCCGGCGUGA
Messenger RNA from Aspergillus mulundensis, 1086 nucleotides. RefSeq lists its product as uncharacterized. The transcript has 3 exons. The record is from RefSeq and is a predicted model, not a curated record. Bases 1 to 1086 code for a protein of 361 amino acids. NCBI's taxonomy places the organism in Eukaryota, Fungi, Ascomycota, Eurotiomycetes, Eurotiales, Aspergillaceae.